This is a messenger RNA of Lodderomyces jiufengensis, 1149 nucleotides long. RefSeq lists its product as uncharacterized. The coding region runs from base 1 to 1149 and encodes 382 amino acids. Gene Ontology annotation, molecular function: protein-containing complex binding. The transcript has a single exon. Lineage: Eukaryota; Fungi; Ascomycota; Pichiomycetes; Serinales; Debaryomycetaceae. The record is from RefSeq and is a predicted model, not a curated record. Gene Ontology annotation, cellular component: mitochondrion.
AUGUUGAGGUCACUGAUUAAACCAGCUACCAAAAACUCAAUUAGAACAAUAUAUACAUCAGUAUUAGAACAAGAUAUUAAUAUAACCAAGAAUGGAAAAGUAAAUUUAUCAGUUGGUCCAGGUGGUCGUUCAUCAAGGACUGGAUACACUGCAACAGUUUUUGGAGCCACGGGUUUUUUAGGACGUUAUUUAGUUUCAAAAUUAGCAAGACAUGGUACCACUACUAUAGUACCAUAUAGAGAUGAAUUAAAGAAAAGAUUUUUAAAAGUUGCAGGAGAUUUAGGAGUUGUUAAUUUUGUUGAAAUUGAUGCAAGAAAUUUACAAAGUAUUGAAGAUUCAGUUGCAAAUAGUGAUAUUGUUAUAAAUUGUAUCGGGACUGAUUACAACACCAAGAAUUUUUCAAUGGCUGAUGUCAACAUAGCAUUAGCUGAAAGAAUUGCAAAUGCCACCAAAAAGGCAAACGUACCAAGAUAUAUUCAUGUAAGUUCAUAUAAUGCUGAUCCCAAAUCUGAUUCUGUAUUUUAUGCCACAAAGGGAGUUGGAGAACAAGUUGUAAAAGACAUUUUACCAGAAUCAACAAUAGUAAGACCUUCACAAAUGUUUGGUAGAGAAGACAAUUUAUUAAAUUAUUUAGGUCCAAAUAUCAAAAUGUGGACCCCCAAUAAAAAUCAAAAAGAAAUUUAUCCAGUUCAUGUUUUAGAUGUAGCAAGAGGAUUGGAGAAAAUUGCAUAUGAUGAUUCAACUAUAGGUCAAACUUUUGAAUUAUACGGACCAGAAAAGAUAAGUUAUCAAGAAAUAAGACAAAUGAUUCAUGGUAUAACUGAAAAUUAUGCACAAGCAGGUCCAAUAAGUUAUAAUUUUGGAGAUUAUGAAUUACCAUUACCAUUAGCUAAACUUAUAGCAGAAUUAUAUCAAUUUGUAUGGUGGAAAUUACCAAACCCUGAUCAAAUGCAAAGACAUAUUAUAAAUCAAGUAAUUGAUCCAAACGCCAAAACUUUUGCUGAUUUAGGUAUAAAUGAUACAACAAAAUUAGCUGAUGUUUUAUUUACAUAUACAAAACAAUGGAGACAUCCAUUGAUUGCUCAAAAGGGAGGUCCAAACAAAAAGAAAUUAGAAGAUUUAAGACAUGUUCAACAUUUUACUGAUUAA